Myotis davidii is the source of this 3302-nucleotide messenger RNA. It is a transcript of the gene SYT6, whose product is annotated as synaptotagmin 6. Gene Ontology annotation, molecular function: calcium ion binding; clathrin binding; phosphatidylserine binding. Lineage: Eukaryota; Metazoa; Chordata; Mammalia; Chiroptera; Vespertilionidae. The coding region runs from base 72 to 1319 and encodes 415 amino acids. Gene Ontology annotation, cellular component: membrane. Gene Ontology annotation, biological process: regulation of dopamine secretion; cellular response to calcium ion; regulation of calcium ion-dependent exocytosis. The record is from RefSeq and is a predicted model, not a curated record. The transcript is spliced from 6 exons.
GCUGGACGCCCCGGAGGAACAAGGAGACCUCCAGUCCCUCUUGUGCUAAGGUCCCCGGCUCGAGAGGCGCCAUGGCGGACAAGCUGAAGGACCCCAGCACCCUGGGCUUCCUGGAGGCGGCCGUGAAGAUCAGCCACACGUCCCCAGACAUCCCGGCCGAGGUGCAGAUGUCGGUCAGAGAGCACAUCGUGCGUCACACGCGGCUGCAGCGACAGACCACAGAGCCAGCGUCAUCCACCAGGCACACGUCCUUCAAGCGCCACCUGCCCCGGCAGAUGCACGUCUCCAGCGUGGACUAUGGCCACGAGCUGCCGCCGGCCGCAGAGCAGCCCACCAGCAUCGGCCGCAUCAAGCCCGAGCUGUACAAGCAGAAGUCGGUGGAUGGGGACGACGCCAAGUCCGAGGCCGCCAAGAGCUGCGGGAAGAUCAACUUCAGCCUGCGCUACGACUACGAGACCGAGACCCUGAUCGUGCGCAUCCUGAAGGCCUUCGACCUCCCCGCCAAGGACUUCUGCGGCAGCUCGGACCCUUACGUCAAGAUCUACCUCCUGCCCGACCGCAAGUGCAAGCAGCAGACGCGGGUGCACCGCAAGACCCUGAACCCCACCUUCGACGAGCACUUCCACUUCCCCGUGCCCUACGAGGAGCUGGCUGACCGCAAGCUGCACCUCAGUGUCUUCGACUUCGACCGCUUCUCCCGCCACGACAUGAUCGGGGAGGUGAUCCUGGACAACCUCUUUGAGGCCUCCGACCUGUCCCGGGAAACCUCCAUCUGGAAGGACAUCCAGUACGCCACGAGUGAAAGCGUGGAUUUGGGGGAGAUCAUGUUCUCCCUCUGCUACCUGCCCACAGCAGGCAGGCUCACCCUCACAGUGAUCAAGUGUCGGAACCUCAAGGCCAUGGACAUCACCGGCUACUCAGAUCCUUACGUCAAAGUGUCCCUGCUUUGUGACGGGCGGAGGCUGAAGAAGAAGAAAACCACCAUAAAGAAGAACACUCUCAAUCCUGUCUACAACGAGGCCAUCAUCUUUGACAUCCCGCCAGAGAACAUGGACCAAGUCAGCCUGCUCAUCUCCGUUAUGGACUAUGACCGAGUGGGCCACAAUGAGAUCAUAGGAGUCUGCCGCGUGGGGAUCAACGCGGAAGGCCUGGGCAGGGACCACUGGAACGAGAUGCUGGCGUACCCGCGGAAGCCCAUCGCGCACUGGCACUCCUUGGUGGAGGUAAAGAAAUCCUUCAAAGAGCAGUGGCAGGGCCGCGCCGCCAGCUUCGACAGCGAGAGCUCGUGCCCCUCUCCGAAGCCACCUCCGACCCCAUGAGCCGCACGGCCGAGCCACACCAACGGGACCCAGCACCGUUCUUUCUGCACCUGUUCAACCGUCUAAACACAGUGCCGUGCCGUCGGCGCACCAGGGGCAGCGCGGCACACGGGGUCCUACCUGCUCCUGUGUAGGUCAAGGCCGAGACACUUGUCCUGCGCUCAGAUCUGUCUUAGUCCUUUCUGUCUCCCAAGGUGAUGUUUUUUUGUGUGCGUGUGGUUUUCACUUUUUCUGGAUCUGCUGUCAAGAAAGGAAGAAAAAAGAAAGUGGGCAAAAACAGAGCGGAGAGCCCGGAAGUCGGUUCAGUAAAUGAGAGUGUAAAAUAGUCGUCUCUGGGGGAAAGGUGAUGGGAAUUUCUGCAAUGUGUGUCUCCAUCAAGUGCCACUACCCUGGAGAAGGAGGACGUGGGGUGGGGCUGUGGCCUCUUUCUGGGUGGCCUGCAGGUGCCAAUCCAUGCAAGAGCCUUUAUGAGACUCUUGGAAGCUCUUCGCUCUGUGACACAAGCCGAGAGGCGGACUCCCGGUCCCCUGCGGUGUCUGGGAACCUUCAGGGGGUUGGACAGGGCUCCUCGCCCCCUCCCCCAUGGACUUCAUUAGUGAUUUGAAAAGGUCUUGACCCCUCCUGGGAACUUAGUCACUUUCUUGAGGAAUGAUUCUGCUGAAACUCAACAUGCUCCGUGUUUUCGCGCGCCCCACCAUUAAUGACCAUCUUUGUUUGGAAACGGGAUCUUUGGUCUCGAAAAUAACCUGCCUUGUCAAGGAGGCACGUGUCCUAGAAUGAUUUCUGUAUUAUACGUGGCUUUACAAUUCCACGAAGCACCAAGCGCUGUUUCAAAUGCCUACACAGGCCAGAGAAAACCCCAGGCAAAAUGCCUUUUCUGAAUGGGGAGGUGUGAAAUCCAAGGAACAGUGGGAGCCCAUCUUUCUAGGAAGAGUGUCUUCUUGAUUGAGACCAAGGCAGCUUAGACCUAGUUCAGCCCCUUCGACUCUGGGGCAACCUUCAUCUCGAACUUUAGUUCUAUAAACUACUGAGUACUUCCUUCUGUGUUUGUUGUUUGUUUCAGUGGUGAUGAAGGGUUUUGUUUUUCUUUAGAUAUCUAGCUUAGGCCAAAUUCAGUUUAGGAAACAUAUAUUUGAACUAUUCUGUAUUGUCAGAGCACAUUUCUGCUGAGUUGGCCUCCCCCCCACCACCACCACUGUAACUAGGUUGGUGUGCUCAGCUCAGUCAAUGGUGGAGGCGAGUUUCUCCUUGAACUUGUGCUCAGAGCCGUGUGUGACGUCCCAACGGCAGGUCUGCUGAAAGACCCCUUCUUUCAACCACGGGAGGUCAAGAAUAUACAAGCUCCUCACACACGCUGUGUCUUAUUCUUUAUAUGUCAUAUACUUUAGGAGCUGCAAAUCAAUAAAGUCACCCUCAUUUUAAGCCAAGGUACCAGGUUUCUGCUGAUAAUACCUUUGGGUAGUGUGUUCUAGUCCUAAAAAUGACCAGAUUGGUCAUGAGGUAACAGGAUAUGGUGGCAGAAGCCAUUUUAAGCUUAGAAAAGUAACUGUAGAUAAACCCCAACUCCCCACUGUACUGAGCCUUCAACUUAGGGGCAACUGAGUCAUUGGUAUAAAGAUACAUUUUCUUCCCAAAUGUCUUGUGAUGGAUAGACAGGCCUUCCUAGUCAGGCAGUCCUGCAGCAGAUGUUCUCUGGAGAGCACGAGAAAAAAACCAAGGUCAUGGCAAGAUUCACAUCCAGCCAUAAACUUCAAUUUUCUUGACUGACCCCAUCAAGAGGGCCAUGUCAGUCACUGAGCAGACGCUGUGGGUCCUGCAACCAUGAGGGGACACUUGAGUUUCCUGGGCCAAAAGGAGCCCAGAAAUGAGCUCAAGCACAUGCACAUCCAGCUGUCAUCCACAACCCGUAGGCAUGCCUGCUGUGUGGCUCAGUGGUUGUCCGUCGACCCAAGAACCAGGAGGUCAUGGUUCAAUUCCCAGUCA